AUGUCUCCCCAUGAAGCAAUCGAGAAACCGUAUAAGGCAUUGAUAAACUUGGAAAGAUACUGGGAGAAGAUGCAUCAGAAAGAACCUGAAAUAUUCUCCAUCGGUGAUCAUGUUCGUGUCAAACAUGAAGGCAAUGUGUUCAAAAAGGCACAUCGAGAAAAUUUCUCUAGCAAUGUUUAUCGGAUUGGGAAAGUCAUUAAACCAUUCGACAAACUGCGGUCAUAUAGAUAUGUGGUAGAGGGGAUUCCCGAUCGAAUUUUCAACUAUAAUGAACUCAUCAAAACCGAGGAACCAGUUACAAUCAAAGUUGCGGCCGCAUUACAAAAAAGGGAUCGUUUGCAAAAGCAGGCAGCAAGAGAACUUGAAGACUUGAUACCUGUCCGAAUCCAGCCCGCUCGUACUCGUGCGCAGCAGAAAAAGUUAAAAGUUCGUCCGAAGGGUACAUUUUCGCACAUAGAAAUCCCGCGGCGGAAGAUGCCGGGCGCGGAGCGGCCAAUCCCGGCUGGUAUGCCUCGAAGGUAA
Molecule: messenger RNA, 522 nt
Organism: Spizellomyces punctatus DAOM BR117
Lineage: Eukaryota; Fungi; Chytridiomycota; Chytridiomycetes; Spizellomycetales; Spizellomycetaceae
Exons: 1
Coding region: 1-522 (173 amino acids)
Source: RefSeq, a predicted model, not a curated record